AUGCUCCGACGCUCCGCCCAAGAAGUCCUCACCAAAUCCCCCAACGAUGUAGUCAUCCUCUCCGCCGUGCGGAGCCCCAUCGCCCGCGCAUUCAAGGGCGGCUUCCGCGACUCCUACCCAGAGGAGCUCCUCAUGCCGAUCAUGCAAUCCGCCGUGCAACGCGCCAACAUCCAACCCGGCGACGUCAACGACACCAUGAUCGGCAACGUCCUGGCGGAGCUGGGCUUCGCCAAAACCGGCCGCAUGGCCCUCAACGCCGCCGGCUUCCCCAACUCCACCACCUUCCACACCAUGAACCGCCAGUGCUCCAGCAGUCUGCAGGCGCUGACGCACAUCGCCCACUCCAUCCUUGUCGGGCAGAUCGACGUCGGCAUGGCCGGCGGCGUCGAGUGCAUGACGCGCAACUACACCACGCGCGGCAUCCCCGUCGACGUCUCGCCGCUGCUGAAGGAGUCGCCCAUCAAGGCCGCGCGCGACUGUCUGAUGCCAAUGCUGCAGACAUCGGAGAAUGUCGCCGCGCGGUACGGCGUGAGUCGUCGCGAGCAGGAUGAGUACUCGGCCGAGAGCCAGCGGCGCGCGAGCCGUGCGCAGAAGACCGGGGGGUUUGCCGAUGAGAUUGUCCCCGUCUCGGCGCGUCGGGUUAACCCCGAGACCAAGGAGGGGACCUGGGAGAUGGUUGAGCGGGACGAGGGCGUGCGGCAUGGCGUGACGGUUGAGAAGCUGUCGGCGCUGAAGCCUGUUCUGGAGAAUGGGUUCAGCACGGCGGGGAACUCGUCGCAAAUCUCCGACGGCGCCUCGGCCGCCAUCCUCGCGCGUCGCUCGUGGGCCGACGCCCGCGGCCUGAAGCCCAUUGCCCGUUUUGCCGGCACGCAGGUGGCGGGCUGCGAGCCGGACGAGAUGGGCAUUUCCCCGGUUUUUGCGAUCCAGAACCUGUACAAGUAUCUAGGGAUUGAGAAGAACGACGUCGACGUGUUUGAGCUGAAUGAGGCGUUUGCGAGCCAGACCAUUCAUUGCGUGCGCGAGCUGGGUUUGGAUCUGGAGAAAGUCAACCCCAACGGAGGCGCCAUUGCGCUGGGUCACCCCGUCGGCGCUACCGGUACGCGCCAAGUGGCGACUUUGCUUGCUCAGUUGAAGAACCAGGACAAGGAGAUGGGCCUUGUCAGCAUGUGUGCUAGUACUGGUAUGGGUGUGGCAUCGCUGUUCAUUCGGGAGUAA
Molecule: messenger RNA, 1215 nt
Organism: Aspergillus terreus NIH2624
Lineage: Eukaryota; Fungi; Ascomycota; Eurotiomycetes; Eurotiales; Aspergillaceae
Product: thiolase family protein
Exons: 4
Coding region: 1-1215 (404 amino acids)
Biological process (GO): fatty acid beta-oxidation; phenylacetate catabolic process
Cellular component (GO): peroxisome
Molecular function (GO): acetyl-CoA C-acyltransferase activity
Source: RefSeq, a predicted model, not a curated record